AUGAGUCGAUUAGUUGUUGAGAUAUCACAGUUAAAUGAAAACUUAGACGUAAUAAACAAAGAAACUAAUCCGGUUAAUAUUAGCAGAGUAACAAAGAUACGAUGCAUAGUUCAGUUGUUAGAAAUAGAACCAUGUCAAGAUGAGAUAGGAAACAAUAAUAUCUGUAAGUUAAUUGUAACCAAUUUGCCCGAUUUUCAAACCACUUCUGAGAGAACUAGGGCCCAUAUUUACGUAAAUGAAAGGUUGUUUGCAUCAACAUUCAUUAAGAAGGCCAGUAAUCGGAGUAAUGCAAGCAAAAGGAUACCUCAAAGUGGUGAUGCUUUGGAUUUAUUAGUCGGCAUAUGGAAUAACGGAAGAGGUACAAAUAUUUUUGAAGCUAUUACCAUUGAGUUAUUAAGAUUAGAAGAAGUUACAGCUUUAAGAAACUUCUUACCUGACCCAAUUGGUGCUGAUUUCCUCAAAUUAUCUAAUCCAUGA
This is a messenger RNA of Naumovozyma dairenensis CBS 421, 477 nucleotides long. RefSeq lists its product as uncharacterized. Bases 1 to 477 code for a protein of 158 amino acids. The transcript has a single exon. NCBI's taxonomy places the organism in Eukaryota, Fungi, Ascomycota, Saccharomycetes, Saccharomycetales, Saccharomycetaceae. The record is from RefSeq and is a predicted model, not a curated record.